Molecule: messenger RNA, 1149 nt
Organism: Ascochyta rabiei
Lineage: Eukaryota; Fungi; Ascomycota; Dothideomycetes; Pleosporales; Didymellaceae
Product: Pyrimidine nucleotide transporter, mitochondrial
Exons: 2
Coding region: 1-1149 (382 amino acids)
Biological process (GO): pyrimidine nucleotide import into mitochondrion
Cellular component (GO): mitochondrion
Molecular function (GO): pyrimidine nucleotide transmembrane transporter activity
Source: RefSeq, a predicted model, not a curated record
AUGACCUUCGAACACGCCUCCGCGCCUCGAGGUCUUCGAGGCGACAACCCGCAAUUCGGACAGACAUCCUUACCUUCUUCGCGCGAACUUGGCGAAGUGGUACCGGCAAAGCAACCAGACGGAGCCCCAGUAGCUGCCGGAGGCCCAGCCUUCGCAAAGUCAUGGGCGCAUUUCGUUGCGGGAGGUCUCGGUGGUAUGGCCUCUGCGACCCUGACCGCACCACUUGACGUUCUCAAGACGCGCCUGCAAUCGACGUACUACCAGCAGCAUCUCGCCGCCAUGAGAAGCGCCCGAGGAUUACCGCCCAUCGAGACCAUGUCUUUUGCCCGCAGCUCGUUGCUCCACAUCCGCGAGACCGGGGAGAUUCUGUGGCAAGUGCCCAAGACAGAGGGCUGGCGAGCACUUUUCAAGGGCCUUGGACCCAACCUGAUCGGCGUGGUUCCCGCGCGCGCUAUCAACUUUUACGCAUACGGCAACGGCAAGAGGAUCAUCAGCACAGAAUUCAACAACGGCCGGGAAGCUGCUUGGGUUCAUUUGUGCUCCGCGGCUGCGGCCGGCAUCGUAACCGGGACGGCUACAAAUCCCAUUUGGCUGGUCAAGACUCGACUACAACUCGACAAGAAUAUCCACACAGAUGGCCGUGGUCGCCAGUACAAGAAUGCUCUCGACUGCACCAUGCAGACGGUCAGGAAAGAAGGGUUCUUCGGUCUCUACCGUGGUUUGACCGCCAGCUACCUCGGUGUGUCGGAGAGUACACUGCAGUGGAUGAUGUACGAGCAGAUGAAGCUCGCAUUGGCAAGGCGCGCUGAGCGAGUCGCAGCGAGCGGACGGACGCCUACACUUUGGGACCAGACAGUCGACUGGACGGGCAAGGUCUCUGCCGCUGGUUGUGCCAAGUUUGUUGCCGCCCUCAUCACAUAUCCCCACGAAGUUGUUCGAACACGACUACGACAAGCCCCUCAGCAGGACGGCCGCCUCAAGUACACUGGCCUCGCACAGUGUUUCAAACUUAUCUGGAAGGAAGAGGGCAUGGCCGCGCUCUACGGCGGACUGGUCCCCCACAUGUUCCGUGUCGUGCCCAGCGCCGCCAUAAUGUUUGGUACAUACGAGGGCGUACUGAAGCUUCUUGGGGAGUCUAGCAACAUGUAG